Molecule: messenger RNA, 2436 nt
Organism: Canariomyces notabilis
Lineage: Eukaryota; Fungi; Ascomycota; Sordariomycetes; Sordariales; Chaetomiaceae
Product: D-xylulose 5-phosphate/D-fructose 6-phosphate phosphoketolase
Exons: 8
Coding region: 1-2436 (811 amino acids)
Biological process (GO): carbohydrate metabolic process
Molecular function (GO): aldehyde-lyase activity
Source: RefSeq, a predicted model, not a curated record
AUGCCCAGCGAACAGAUUCCAACCUCAAACCCGCCGGCUUUGCCAUCGCACCUCCCCGAUGGCGUCCUGGACCUGGCCGUACGGCUCCAGAGGAAGCCUCUGCCCGAGGAUGUGCGAAAUUCGCUCCGUGGCUUCAACCGCGCUGCAUGCUACAUCGCUGCUGCAAUGAUCUUUCUGCGCGACAAUGUCCUCCUGGAGUCAGAUCUGAGUUUGGAGCAUGUCAAGCCACGUCUCCUGGGCCACUGGGGCACUUGUCCCGGCUUGAUACUGGUCUGGUCGCACCUCAGCCUGCUGAUCCGCAAUCAUAAUCUCGACAUGAUUUAUGUUGUCGGACCCGGCCAUGGAGCCCCCGCUGCGCUGUCCGCUCUUUGGCUGGAGGGCUCACUCGAGCGCUUUUACCCCGGAGAGUACCCCCGCAGUCGCGAAGGUUUGAGGAACUUGAUCACCAGGUUCUCUGUGCCCGGGGGAUUCCCAAGUCAUAUCAAUGCUGAGACCCCUGGGUCUAUUCACGAGGGCGGAGAGCUGGGAUACGCCCUCGCCGUCUCGUUUGGCGCUGUCAUGGAUAACCCUGAUCUCAUUGUGACAUGCGUUGUGGGCGAUGGUGAGGCCGAAACUGGGCCGACUGCGACGGCGUGGCAUGCAAUCAAGUAUCUUGACCCGCGCGAGUCGGGUGCCGUCAUUCCCAUACUGCACCUCAACGGAUUCAAGAUUAGCGAGCGGACCAUCUUUGGAUGCAUGGACGACAAGGAGCUCGUCUGCUUGUUCAGCGGGUAUGGGUACCAAGUCUGCAUUGUGGAUGAUCUAGACAACAUCCAUGACGAUUUACAUACUGCCCUGGAGUGGGCACUCGCCGAGGUCAGAAAGAUUCAGCAGGCUGCGCGUUCCGGAGAGGCGAUUUCUAAGCCGAGAUGGCCAAUGCUAGUGUUGAGGACGCCAAAGGGCUGGACGGGUCCAAAAGAAGUCGACGGAAAGAUUAUCGAAGGGUCUUUUCACUCUCAUCAGGUCCCCCUCCCCAAGGCCAACAGCAGUGACAGCCAACUCAAGGCGCUGGGGGACUGGCUCUCGAGCUACAAGAUCAGCGAGCUGAUCCAGGACGGGAAGCCGGUCGACACGAUCUUGAGCAUCCUGCCUGAGGCAGACGACAAGAAGCUUGGCCAGGUCAAGACGACCUACGCCCCAUAUAUCGGUCUAAAAUCCGUCGACUGGAGCGAGUUCUCCGUUGAGAAGGGCACCGCCCAGAGUUGCAUGCAAGUCACCGGGAAGUAUCUCGACAAGGUCUUCCAGGAAAAUCCCACCAGCAUCCGCCUGUUUUCUCCUGACGAGCUGGAGAGCAACAAGCUCGAUGCGGUCCUGCAGCACACGCAGCGCAAUUUCCAGUGGGACCAAUUCUCACGGGCCAACGGCGGCCGCGUGAUCGAGGUGCUGUCGGAGCACGACUGCCAGGGCUUCAUGCAGGGCUACACGCUGACGGGGCGGACCGCGCUGUUCCCCAGCUACGAGUCGUUCCUGGGCAUCAUCCACACCAUGAUGGUGCAGUACUCCAAGUUUGUCAAGAUUGCGCGCGAGGUAAAGUGGAGAGGCGAUUUGCCGUCCAUUAACUACAUCGAGACCAGCACCUGGGCGCGCCAGGAGCACAACGGCUUCUCGCAUCAGAACCCCUCCUUCAUCGGCGCCGUGCUCAACCUCAAGGCUGAAGCCGCUAGGGUCUACCUACCACCCGACGCGAACUGCUUCCUCAGCACGGUCGAUCACAUCCUGCACUCCAAGAACAAGACCAACCUGGUCAUCGGCUCCAAACAACCCACGCCGGUCUACCUCUCGGCAGAAGAAGCCGCCGCUCACUGCCGGGACGGCGCUUCCAUCUGGCGCUUCGCCUCGUCCCCUGACCAGGGCCAAGACCCGGACGUAGUCCUGGUAGGCAUCGGCGUGGAAACCACGUUCGAAACAGUCAAAGCCGCCGAGCUGUUGCGGGUUCUCUGCCCGGCACUCCGCGUGCGCGUCGUCAACGUGGCAGACCUGAUGAUCCUGGUCCCCGAGACCAAGCACCCUCAUGCGCUGAGCGCGGAGCGCUUUACCGAGCUGUUCACGCGGGACAAGCCGGUGCUGUUUAACUACCAUGGCUAUCCGACUGAGCUGCAGGGCCUGCUGUUUGGUCGGGAGCGGUUGGACAGGAUGAAUGUGGCGGGGUAUAUUGAGGAGGGGAGCACCACCACGCCGUUUGAUAUGAUGCUGGUUAAUAGGGUGAGCAGGUUUGACUUGGCUGAGAAGGCGCUGAGGUUCGGGGCUGAGAGGAAUGAUAAGGUGAAGGAGGGGUUGGAGAAGUAUCUCGCGGGGGUGAAGGAGAGGGUGGAGAAGGUGAGGGAGUUUAUUAGGGACUUUGGGAAGGAUCCGGACGAUAUUUAUGACGUGCCCAAGUUUGACCAACAGGGGCAGUGA